CUUCCCCCAGGCGAGGCCUUCGUCUUCCCCCAGGCGCUCACCCACUUCCAAAGGAACGUCGGCAAGGGACCUGCCUUCGACAUCGCCGCGCUCAACAGCAAGAACCCUGGGACCCAGCUGCUGCUCAACGCGGUUCUCGGAUCCAACCCCAAAAUCCCCGUCGAAGUUGUGGCCAAGGCCCUUCAAGCCGAUAACAAUGUCGUCACUCAGCUCCAGUCCAAGUUUAAAUGA
Linum tenue is the source of this 231-nucleotide messenger RNA. The record is from the annotation of a GenBank genome assembly. NCBI's taxonomy places the organism in Eukaryota, Viridiplantae, Streptophyta, Magnoliopsida, Malpighiales, Linaceae.